AUGUCCUGCCAAAUGCCGCUCUGCGAUGGUGAGGUUUUUGCUGCGCCGUUGGGACGCUUUUCUGAAGGUGAGACUUUGCUUCCAAAAGGAGAGCACGCCUCUGACAUGGCGUUAGUCUCCCUGCGGGUGCAUGAAAAGGAACUUGUCAUGGACGCAACGUCUAGGGCUGACAAUUCCAUGGAGAAGUCGUGCGCAGGUAGCGUUUUAAAACCGGUGAAGCCACUAGAUUCUAAGCCGCUGGCGCUAGGGAUGAUGGAACAUUUGGCAAGCAGCACUUCAAGUGAAAAGACGAUCCCACGCCUAAUGGACUCAAAAUUGGCCUCCUCGUCAGGAGGCAGAGAUGGCAUUGUUAAUGGAGAAUGCUGUUAUUCCACACCGGCCGGCAGUUUAACUUCUUUUGGGAAGGUGUGUAAAGAAAAGGCGGUUGUGGCGGCCACGGAAAAGAGUGAAGAGGAGGAAAUUUGCUGCAUUUGCCUGGAGGAAUAUACGGAGGAGAACCCCAUGUUGUAUGGGGAAUGCAAGCACCAUUUUCAUUUGCCCUGUCUCAUGAAUUGGAAACAACGCAGCAACGUCUGUCCAAUGUGUGCGUCAGAGACGCUGCGGGGACUGGCAGAGGAUGAGGCUCCACCUCCUGUUCGUGCAACGGACGAUGACAUUUUUGCGAUACUUUUGCAGCACCAAUUGGGGCGGUACACACGCCAAGGAAGGCAACACCGUCAACGUGAACGUGAACUUGAACGCGAGCGCUCUCAAGGAAAUGAAUCGGCUGCCCAAAAAUCGGAACAGCAUUUAAAAAGGCACACGAAUCUUUCCUCACAAUGUCGUUCGGGUCGUGAUAAAGCACCAGAUGAACGUCAACGGCAUUUAAAUGGACGUGGCGAAAACAGUGCCCUGGCUAAUCCCUCCUCCAAAAAGGCAACACGAGGUGAAUGUGAAUCACGUGUUCGGGACGCGCGUGAAAACGGUAUGAUAGCAUUUUUUAAUAGGGUAUUUUGUUGUUUUAAGAAGUGA
Molecule: messenger RNA, 1011 nt
Organism: Trypanosoma cruzi
Lineage: Eukaryota; Euglenozoa; Kinetoplastea; Trypanosomatida; Trypanosomatidae
Exons: 1
Coding region: 1-1011 (336 amino acids)
Source: RefSeq, a predicted model, not a curated record